AUGCUGGGUGACAGGACCGUGGUCUUUGACACGGUCCAGAGUUCGCCUAUGCAGAGGCUAGUCAAGGACCUAAUGGAGAUUAGAAACCUAGUCAGGUCGUCCAACCCUAUGUAUAGGGAAGCACUGAAAGUGAUGGGAAACAGUCUCUACGGCUCGCUGGGCUACUAUGUGUCUCCACUGUACGGUCCCUCCUAUGCUGCGUCAGUCACGGCCAUAGGCAGAUACUGUGCGAAGUAUACAGCUUCGACGUUUCGCAAACGCAGUAUGGUAGUAGCGUACGGGGACAUAGACUCGUGUAUGGUGCGCACCGCUCGUGAGGACUCCCAGGUCAAGAUAGUAGCCCAAGAGGCUCUCGAUUCUAUGCACUCUAUCUUUAUGGGCUGUGCUCUCAGGAUGAUGUUCAUGGAAGUGCAGGGUUUCUACCCGCCUGCGGCCACGUUGGACAAGAAAAGGUACUGCCUCGUGAGAGAAGACGGUGCCAUCAAGACUGUUGGAGUUUCCGCUGCGAGGAAGGACACUCUCAGCAUAUAUCUGAGGCUGCUCGACGCCGACGAGCCGAAGAAACCGAAUGACAACAAUAACAACGAUGACACCGAUGAUCCCCCUUCGUCGUCAUCGUCUUCGCCACGCGGACUCAAGCCCAUCUGCUACGAAUGCGACGCCUAUACGCACCUCGACCUGAGUAGCGGCAACCAGUUCAAGCUCAGAGCGCCGUCGAACUCGUCUUUUACCUCAAGGGGCCGGAUCUAG
Fonsecaea erecta is the source of this 750-nucleotide messenger RNA. RefSeq lists its product as hypothetical. Bases 1 to 750 code for a protein of 249 amino acids. NCBI's taxonomy places the organism in Eukaryota, Fungi, Ascomycota, Eurotiomycetes, Chaetothyriales, Herpotrichiellaceae. The record is from RefSeq and is a predicted model, not a curated record. Gene Ontology annotation, molecular function: nucleotide binding; DNA binding; DNA-directed DNA polymerase activity. The transcript has 2 exons. Gene Ontology annotation, biological process: DNA-templated DNA replication.